GCCAUUUGUAGUCAUGCCCGGAGCAGAAGAGGCACCUCUGGUCACACCAGGAAUUGAGAAAAUGCCUGUGUCCCAGUGGCAGCAUGUUCAGGUACAGCAGCUUCCUUUCAUGGAUCAGCAACCUGGGUUUUCCCAGGAACCUAUACCACAGUCCUAUGUACCACUAUGGCAUGAGGUCCCACAGCAACAGUACCAGGGGCUGCAAGAUCAGGUGGUGGAACCGCAGCCCUGGGAUCCGGAAUGUCAUAGACAGUUGCAGCCCAGCAUGCCCCUGUGGACUCAGGCUGAACAGCCCCAGAGGCCCACAUCUGAACAGAAGGUCCUGAGGUUGCAAAGCAACCCUGCUGCUGAACAUAUGAAAAGACCUGAAGCUGAAGUACAGCCUGUCCUGGCAGAGUGCCAAGAGAGCUCCGUCCUGGUGGCGGUGCAGAGGGACCUGCUGGGCUUCGGCCGGCUGAUCCAGCCCGCUGAGGUGCACUUGGGAGGCUGUGCUCCAAAGGGGCAGGAUGCUUCUGCUCAGCUGCUGCUGUUCGAGUCGGAGCUCCAUGGCUGUGGCAGCACCCUAACGAUGACCGAAGAGUUCCUUGUGUACACCUUCACCCUGAAGUACGAACCACGAGAACUGCUCUCUGCUCCUAUUGUGAGGACGGACAGUAUGACGGUCAGCAUCGAGUGCACCUACUCGAGGAAACACAAGGUGAGCAGCAGCACCCUAAAGCCAACCUGGAUCCCCUUCUACACGUCGGUGUCUGCAGAGGAGCUCUUUGUCUUUUCCCUGAGGUUCAUGAAUGAUGACUGGCUGUCGGAGAAGGCUUCCAAAGUCUACGUGCUGGGAGAUGUCAUGAACAUCGAAGUCUCGGUCUCAUCAGCCAACCACAUACCUCUCCGCAUCUUCGUGGAUAGCUGCGUGGCAACCUCAGCUCCAGACGUGAACGCCGCUCCCAGAUAUACCUUCAUCCAGAACCACGGCUGUCUGACUGACGCCAAGAUGACGGCCUCGCGCUCUCGGUUCAUGCCCAGAACCCAAGACGAUAAGCUGCACAUGCAGCUGGAUGCUUUCAGGUUCUCUCAGGCCCCUCACAGCUCAGUUUACCUUACUUGCUUCUUGAAGGCAUCUGCAGCUUCUGUUCCCAGCGACUCCCAGUACAAGGCCUGCUUCUUCUCUGCCCCAGCUAACAGGUGGAUGGCUGCUGACGGGGACAGCAGUGUGUGCUCCUGCUGUGACUUUGACUGCAGCCCCAGGAAGGCCAGACGUCUGGCUGACUCAGCAAUGUACUGGGAAGGCCAAUCGACCCAUGGCCCAGUCUCUGUCCUUGAGAAGCCUGUGCAGAAUGAUCUCCUCCCACAGCAGAGGAUGUUUAAGUGGUGAGCCACAUGGUAAACGGAGACCAUGAGGAAAUGAAAUGGUUAUGGUGGACAACCUGUUCUCCAAGGAGUCACAUCUGAAUAUGUGGUUCUGGCUGGACUGGGGGGGGGAGUCACAGUACUGCUCUGUAUAAGUGCUGGAAACUUUUCUUCAAAUGAGUGGAUUUAAACUUCAAAAUAAAAAAAUUAAACAAUU
This is a messenger RNA of Brienomyrus brachyistius, 1561 nucleotides long. Its product is annotated as zona pellucida sperm-binding protein 3-like. The coding region runs from base 14 to 1369 and encodes 451 amino acids. Gene Ontology annotation, molecular function: acrosin binding. Gene Ontology annotation, cellular component: extracellular matrix. The record is from RefSeq and is a predicted model, not a curated record. Gene Ontology annotation, biological process: positive regulation of acrosome reaction; binding of sperm to zona pellucida; egg coat formation. The transcript is spliced from 8 exons. Lineage: Eukaryota; Metazoa; Chordata; Actinopteri; Osteoglossiformes; Mormyridae.